Molecule: messenger RNA, 828 nt
Organism: Parathielavia appendiculata
Lineage: Eukaryota; Fungi; Ascomycota; Sordariomycetes; Sordariales; Chaetomiaceae
Exons: 5
Coding region: 1-828 (275 amino acids)
Source: RefSeq, a predicted model, not a curated record
AUGGUCAAGCAUGCCUUUGUAGCCUAUGCCGGACUGGCCGCGGCGCUGCCGCUGAAUAUCAACCUUGGGGCCUACUCACCGGCCCUGGUUGUUGGUGAUGGCGAAAUCAGCUUCGGAGGUAGGCAGGACGUGUCGAAUUUGAUCACUGCGCUCGAAGGCGCUGCAGUUAACGCUGCCGCAGGCGCCGCCAAUGCAGCUGAAGGCGCCGGUAACGCGGCAGCUGCUGCCCCCACUACCGUUCCGAACCCUCUGCCCAAUACCGUUGCGAGCGCAUCUACAGACCCGGCGCUCGCCGAGCAGGCCCAGCAAAUAGCCGCUAUUCAAGGCCUGGGCAAAGCCAUCAAACACCGUGUUGACAGCGCCGAGACUGAGAAGUUCGGCAAGCGGAACCUCGCCGGUUUUGAUCGGGCGCUCACAUAUGCUGAGGCCGCCCUGACCAAGGGCCCGAAGGUCCAGCUCGGCACGGGCGAAGAGGGUUCCGGCAUCGGCAUUAUCGUCGAGCACACCCCGGCUGGCGGCGCCGCUGAGAAGCGCGACCUCAGCGAAGUCUCGACCCCCAGACGGCGGGCGGCCAAGGUGACGACCAUGUUUGUCCGCCGCGGUGUUCCUGUUGCUCUCCAAUCCCGCUCAGGAGACGAGGACCUCGCCGGCCGCGCCCCGACAACCUUACCAGCCCAAGCCGCCACUGCCCCACCCGCUCCCCUAGCUGUCUCCAAGCGCGACAGAGCUUUGGACGCAGUCAACCUGAAUGUCGAUGGCGAUGCGGGCGUCACCAUGACGUUUGUGGAGGCGUUUGACGAUGAGAAAGAUGAUGAGAGAUCGUUCUGA